Messenger RNA from Lutzomyia longipalpis, 7511 nucleotides. RefSeq names its product glutamate-gated chloride channel (gene pHCl-1). The record is from RefSeq and is a predicted model, not a curated record. Gene Ontology annotation, biological process: chloride transmembrane transport; signal transduction; regulation of membrane potential. Gene Ontology annotation, cellular component: neuron projection; membrane; synapse. Bases 1226 to 3148 code for a protein of 640 amino acids. Gene Ontology annotation, molecular function: chloride channel activity; extracellular ligand-gated monoatomic ion channel activity; neurotransmitter receptor activity. NCBI's taxonomy places the organism in Eukaryota, Metazoa, Arthropoda, Insecta, Diptera, Psychodidae. The transcript has 15 exons.
CAGUUCGUUGCGGAUUUUCAAAUGGAUCACAUUUAAACCAUACGGUCGGUGUGUUAUACAAAAAAAAUCAAUCCGUUAAAAUUUUCUUUGUUAAAGUGACGAUUUUUUUUUUGGAAAAACUUUUGGGCGUGAAUUUACUGAAAUUCAUUUUGGUGGAAGAUUUUUCUGAAUCAUAGGGGAUUUCUUGUACCUACUUACAUAAAAAAAGGGUAAUGUGUGCUUUUAUGUUGGUGUGUCUGAGAAAAGAAAAUUCGUAAAUAUUUCACCUUGUAUUUAACCGAAAAAGGUGGGGAGGAGUGACCAAUUUCUCUGGGGGUAGUAUUGGGGGUAUACUGAGUUAUAUUAUUGUACAUAUGUGUGUACCAGCAAAAGAACUGAACAUCGAUUUUGUUCAAGCGGCUUAAUUUUACUUUAGAGACUAUACGAAAAAGUGAGGUAUAAUUAAUUAUGCGAUGAAAACGAUAAAAGUUCUUUUUUUCUUUCACAUCAACUUUUUCGAAUAAACUCACAUGAAAAGUCAUAUUUUCUCUUGAACAUUGGGUCAAUUUCUUGCUACACACAUUGUCAACUUAAUUCGAAAAUAACUCAAGAGAGUGGUUAGCUGCUACUGAAAAAUCAUAUAUAGAAAAUUCUAUUGAAAAAAAAAACUAAAUACCUACAAAAUAGUGUUUGUGAAAGGUUUGAAAAAAAGAAACGUCGAACAAAGUGUUGGAGCAUUAGGAAAAAAAAAAGAGUGAACAAUUUUCAUUAGAAAUACAUUUGUGUUAAGCAGAGGGAUGAGGAUGUGAUUGAAUUUUUGUGCAGAAAAAGCGCAAUACGCACAGUUUUCAGAUCCAGCUUGCGCGCUCUACUGCAGUCCCACAUCACGGUAGAUUCAUUAACAACCUACAGCGGAAAAUAUAUAUUUAUAUGCACCCGACGACAAAGGAAAUAACCAGAAUAUUUUAUAAACUAACCAAUUAAGGUUGAGAGCAACAGUUAAAAGGCUGUGGACUCCAAUCUAGCAACAAUUACACCAUCUUCGGAGGAAUAAUUCAAAGUUAAAUUUGCAAUUACAUUCAUAACAAUGAGGUUUUUGCAAAAUUUAUGACUACAACAAAACCGUUGUGCAAUCGAUAAAUUUUAGAAUUUACUGCAGCGGUUGGAAGCAAGAGCAAGGAGAGCUAUUUGAUACAAAGUGAAAGAGUUGAAACCAACGCUAAAUCUUAGAGGAAGAUGUCACAGUAUGGACUUGCCAUGUGAAAGAGUGCUGUUCAAAACGGAUCUACUGGUACCAGAAGCGACGCAUACCGGCGCUAAACAGCGGAAGCAUCGUCGACGCAACCGUAAAGUGGCGUGCGAUGCCGAAAACAUCUUUGAGCGCGUCUUCACAUCAGCAGAUGUGGCACAGGCCAUUGCAGGAAAGCUGUCGCAGCUGAUGACUUUUAGUAUUGCUAGAGCAUCCUAUACCAGUAGUCACUGUCUUGUACGGCAUUCUCUUUGCCUCUAUGCGGCAUCCAGCUUCAUCCUUGCUCUGUGCUAUCUGGCAACGCCGACAGCCGCUUCAGACAGCGCACAUCCCAUAUUUGCUGAAGGGAAAUCUGAUAAAGAAAUUCUAGAUCAUCUCCUCAAAAAUUCACGAUAUGAUAAGCGACUUUUACCGCCAGUAGACGAUGCAGAUUUCUGUUGCGGAAUGGAAUCGCCGGAAAUGGCAAAUAAUCUUUCGAUUCGAGCAACACCUGGACGUGUACAAAAUCGUGGAACCUUAACAGUUAACGUUAGCGUCCUAUUACUAAGUUUAGCAUCACCCGAUGAAUCUAGUUUGAAAUAUGAAGUUGAAUUUUUACUGCAACAACAAUGGUACGAUCCCCGUUUGAGGUAUGCCAAUCAAUCUCAAUACGAAUAUUUAAAUGCGAUUCAUCACCAUGAAGAUAUAUGGCUGCCAGAUACUUAUUUCAUAAUGCAUGGUGACUUUAAGGACCCAAUUAUCCCGAUGCACUUUGCAUUGCGCAUCUAUCGAAAUGGGACAAUCAACUACUUAAUGAGGCGCCAUUUGAUCUUAUCGUGCCAGGGACGGCUGAAUAUAUUUCCAUUUGACGAUCCUUUAUGUUCGUUUGCGCUCGAGAGUAUAUCGUACGAGCAAUCAGCUAUAACAUACGUGUGGAAAAAUGAUGAAGAUACACUGCGAAAAAGUCCAUCGUUAACGACACUCAAUGCGUACCUCAUUCAAAAUCAAACGAUAGCAUGCCCUAUAAAAGCAAGCUGGAGAGGGAACUACAGCUGCCUCAAAGUGGAUCUAAUAUUUACGAGAGAUCGUGCAUUUUACUUUACUACGGUUUUUAUUCCUGGCAUUAUACUCGUUACUUCCUCAUUCAUUAAUUUUUGGUUGGAAUGGAAUGCAGUACCAGCACGUGUUAUGAUUGGUGUCACAACAAUGUUGAAUUUUUUCACAACAUCCAAUGGUUUCCGGAGCACAUUGCCAGUUGUAUCCAAUUUAACGGCAAUGAACGUAUGGGAUGGCGUGUGUAUGUGCUUCAUCUAUGCAUCCCUUCUGGAAUUUGUCUGUGUUAAUUACGUUGGACGGAAACGUCCACUCCACAAUGUUGUUUAUCGACCAGGAGAGAAUCCUGUUACACAGCGACUUCCAGCUGUCCUUAGCAGGAUUGGAAUAAUUCUCGCAAGUCCCUUGGAAGUGAUCGAAUCAGAAUUUAUGGCGGCAAUAAAUGCAGAGAAACCACCAGAUACCCCAGCAAGGAAGGAAGUUGAAAAAGAAAAGGCAUCGCAUGAGAUGGACCAGGAUGAUGUAGAAAUGGGUGGCGGGGAGUCCCCUGUUAAACCACCACGAAGGAAAAUCUCACGCACAGUCCCUUAUGAGACUACGAUUAAUGGCAAUUGCGACGAUGAGGAGUCUGGCGAAAAGAAACGCGAAUCAGGAGGUCCUAAUGAGAUAGUUGCGUGCACGAGUUGCGGAGGUGGAACGAGCCCUUGCACACAUUCAGCAAACAACGGCUGUGCAACAGAGACAUGCUUCGUUCAAGUGCGAAAAAAAGAACCACCACACCCAAUAAGAGUAGCUAAAACAAUUGAUGUCAUCGCUAGGAUCACAUUUCCAACUGCAUAUGCUAUCUUUCUCAUAUUCUUCUUCAUACACUACAAGGGAUUCUCCUAGAAAUGGCUCAAUAUCGCGCAUCACCUUCAUCAAUUGAGAAUAUGGACAAGUAUUUUACAAUUUCGUCACUUCAUUUCUAUAUCUUUGUUAUGUAAGAUAAACCAGAAAAAAAAUCGAAUUUUCGAAAAUGGUUUUCGAAUAAAAAAAUACAAAUAGGUGCUUCAGUCUCUAUUAAAAGGUUGUAGGAAGAAAAUUAUGAGGAUUUAAUGUGAAUUACUUAUUCAAAAUAAGUAUUCAUUGACUAGACAUUUCAAAGAAAAAAAAUCACAAAAAAUUCUAAAAAUUGCAAAAAUUCAAUUACACAAAUAAAAACAUAUUGAGAAAACACCGCAUUUUUUUUCAAUUGAAAAUACAUAGCCGAAUCAAUGAUGUGGAGUAAAAAAAAACUGCCUUUCUUUAUGCAAAUCGAAGAUGUAAAUUAAAUUUUAUUGCAUAGAAUACGCAUUAGGUUGAAAGUUACUUUCGCAAUUUAUGGAAUCCAUAUUUUGUGUAUCGAGUUGAAAUGAAUAAAAUGUAAGGUAAUAAUAAUUAAAUUUAAUUAUCACCGCAAUUUCAAAUGUUUCGUGUGCAUUGAUCAGCUCACCAUUGAUGAGUAAAAGUGAAAAAAAAAUGUUAAAGAAACGUUAAAAAGCGACGAAAUCAAUGCUUUAUAAUUGACAUAUUUAUAAAGAAAAAUAUGAGUAAUUUUUUUUUUUCAAAUCAAAAAACAAUGUAAUAAUAAAUUAAUAAAUUUUAUGACAAAAAAAACUCUACUAAAUUCAAAUGUCUUUAACAAAAAAAUGAUUCCCCCUGAAUAUCUCUUCACCAAAAUGAACUGUGUUUUAAUAAGCGCAUAAAAAAUAUGUUCUCAAAUGAAUAUAGCCAUAAACAAUUUUAUUUUCUUGGAGCAAUAAAUGAGACUAAAUAUAAAAAAAAUUAAAAUUAAAAAAAAAACAUUAAAAAAGCGAAAUCUCUCAUAUUUCUAUCGGUUUUUUAUCUGUUGUGUAAAAACUAUACAUAUGUAUUUAUAUUAAUUAAUUUUUAAUUAAAAAGUAGAUGUAACUGUAUUACAACUAUAUUUCAUCUCAUAUUUUGUAUGUUUUUCUUUUUAAAACACUCCCAGGAAAAUGAAUAUUUGAUAAAUAUAUGUAUGUACAUAUUAUUUGAGAAAAUUUUUCUGUAUUGUUAAAAAAAAAACAAUGUAAAUAGUGAGAUUAAGAAAAAAAUGAAAAAGAAAUCAAUAUAAGUUAUAUUAUGUACAUACAUAACAUACAAUAUUAAAACAAAAAUCAGUAUAUUUUAUACACAUUAAAAAAUAUUCUAUAUACGAAGGAAAAUGUAAUAUUUCAUUGCACAUGCUUUUUAAAACCCGAAAAAAUAAAUAAAUGAGAUUUAUUGAGAAAAUGUGAAAAACCAUAUACUCAAAAAUUCUUCUCAAAUCCCAUUCCGGUGUCACUACUAUGGGUGAAAUAUUUGUAUUUCAGACGAGUUUGGGGACGAUAUGGUAAAAAUUGGACCAAAUUGUAAAACACUUUUAUGCUAUAAAAAAAAACUUUUAAUGAAAACGAAAAAAAAACUUGAAACGAAAUAAAAUAUUUUAGUAAAUUAUCUUGUAAAACGAAAAUUUCUUACCAAAACAACAUAACAAAAAAAAUGUGACAUUUUUGUACACAAUGCUUAUCUUGUGAUUUUUGUGCCCAAUAUUUUCAUUGACAUAUCAAUUUGCUGUGGAAUAUUUGAAAAAUAAAAAUUAUUUCUGUAAAAGCUACGCUAAUCACGAAAUAUUUUAUCCGUGUCAAACACAUUGCGCCUUCGACGGGAUUUGAUGACAAAGUCACACCAAAAGUGCACUAAUGGAGAGCAUGCCUUAAAUUUCUUAUUUCCCUUAUCUGUGACCAUUUUGCAAUAUUGUGAAGAAAAAUAUUUCACAGCAAAUAAAUCUUUUAGACAGAUAUGGGAUAAAAUACUUGGUAUUUUCACUCAUAUGAAACACCAUAUAAAUGAAACUGCUAAAUCCCCUAUAUAGAAAACUGUCGGUAUUCUUCUGAAAAAAAAAAUAUUUUUUAUGCUUGAGCGAUAAUUUUACUUACCUAUUUUUAUUUUCUUUUAAAAAUAAAACGCAAAAUUCAGGAAAUUAUUAUGCCAUUCAAGUUAUUUAAGGACAUGUAGUUUAAAUUACCCCAGUCUUUGUUAAAAAAAAAAUUUAAAAAAAAAACAUUUUUUAUUAAACUUCUUAAAAUAAAAGAAAUGGAAACUGAGAUAAAAGAACACAUUGGAUAGAGCUCGUAUUUAAAAAAAAACUCGCCAUAGAACCCAUAUUUGCCAACCUUUGUUUAGAAUGGAAGAUUGUUACAAUACUAUUUUUUUAAAAUGCCCUCAUAUUGUUGCAACCCGAAAGCCCCCUACUACUUCAAUGAAAAAAGAAAAACCAAAAUUACAUCAUAAAUCCCAUAAGUAUUUUUUUCAAUGCAAUUUCUGUGCCACAAUUUUGUUUUUGAAUUAAGCUAAGGCUUCUUUAGCCUUUUUUUAUUUUUAAAUUUUCCUAAAAUCCCAGCUCAAGCGCCUUAUCCUUUGAUUAAUUAGGAUUUUCUCACUCUUUUUCCUUUCUAAUGAUGAAAUAACUGCAUAUUUUUCCAUUUUUAAGUAGCACCAUUUAAAAGAAAAACGAAAAAAACAUUUUAAUAAAAAGCUGGAAUUAUAUUGUAAAAAAAACAUAAUACUACUUGGUAUGUUACGUAAGUGGAAUACCAACAAAUAAGUAGGUAUGUGCGAAAACCUACAAUCCAACAUCAUUUGUAAAAUCAUAUCUUAAAUAAUAUUUAAAACAUUUCAUAAUAUAAGGAGAUGAUAAUUGAAUUGUUAUGGUAAUUUAUUUUUUAAAUAAAACGUUUAAUUACUUGUUUAUCCAAAAUAAAAUAAUAUUUUAAAUAUUAUUACAUAUAUUUUUUAUAUUAUAUUUAAUAAUAUUUAUUUGUUACACAAUUCAAUCCGUCUCGUAGCCUUCUGUAGAAUUGCGUCUACCAAUGAUUUGUGAAUUUUUACAGUGUACAUAUUCUUGUGUUUUAAAGCAAAGCCUAAUCCUAGGCCGUUGAAGUGGAUAUAUCUACUUAGAUCUCUCUUAAUUUUAUUUAAAAAAAAAAGGUUUUUAUUAAAGAUAUUUUUUCAUCUGUACUUUUGUCUGAUAUUUCCGUACAUUCUUAUAAAUUAUGAAAAAGUUCAUAAGUAAAUACUUUCAUAUUUUUAAUAAAUUCUCUUGCAAAGUUCAUUUUCAAUUAAUUAAGAAUACACAAGAAAAAGAGUAUAAGUGUAAAAACAUAAAUAAUAACAGCUCAGCUAAUAAUGUGAUUAUUAAAAUAUGAAAGAAAAAAUAUGGAUAGAAUGCUCCAAGCAUUCAAACAUGCCAAAAAAAAACAGAAUAAAAUCGUUGAAAAAAAAAGAAAAGUAUAAAAUGAAAAAAAAAAUGUUCGAACAAUAUGGGUAUAAUUAAGGGGAAAAUCAUAAAUGCAUAGUAGAUACAGUAAACCAAAAAAAUGUAGUAAAGAAUUUUCACAUGUUGUUGGCUAAAGAAUUUCAGAAACAAAAUAACAUAGAGAAACCACGUUAUAUUUUUUAAAAACCAUCUCUAGCCCAUCUCUAGCUGAUCUCUGCAUAUUUUCACGACAAACAAACAAAAAAAAACUAACUAAUAAAACAUUUUUAAAUAUGCUGAAAUAUAAUAAAAACGGAUUGCAUGCGUUCCCCACAAAUGGAAAAAGAGAGAAAAUUUAGAAAUUAUAUAUUAAAAAAAUGAUAUCACUUCAAUGAAAGAAAAGUUUAAGAAAAAAAACUUUUAGAUCGAUAUCCUUAGUACGUAAGAUAUAGAUAAAAAGUAUUCACGCAAUGCCGCCAAUUAAAAACAAAAACAGUGUAAUAAAAGAAAGUCAUAGGUAGGAAGACGCUUUUGUAAAUAAUAAAAUUCACAAAUUUUACACAUAUUAAGUAUACUAAAUUAUAUAAGAAAACUAUAGAUGCGAAUUCACAAAAAAAAUUGAAAGAUAUAUGAAAAAUGUUUAACAUCUGGUGAAGUUUAUUCACAUUAAAGAGAAUUAACCAUUUUAUUCAUGGAUGGACUGAAAAACCGUAGUGUUGAUCGUUUUAUGAAAAAUUAUUCGCAAAUUCUAUAACUUAGAUUUGGCUAAUAGAGCCUAUUUAUAGCAUUAAAAAAUAAUUAGUUAGUUCAAAUUUAUGAAAGAAUGUACAAUAUUGUAAUUUAAAAUGAAUUUGUUGCAGAUACAUAAUUCAGAACCUAAUUUUGCCUCAUUUCGUUAAGUUAAUUCUUUAAAUGAAUGUAAUAUUUAAAUUUGGACGUUAGUUUCAAAUAAAUAAAUAAACGCGUUAAAAACUU